CCAGCUUCUGGUACUUGUGCGAAUUGUCAACGAGGAUCCCUGUUUCUCAUUCUUUUGCCUGGGAUUCUGUAAAUAUAUUUCGAGGAACUUUUCUCUUCACUGGCCGUCACGUCGGUCCUCUGUCGCUCAUGCAGAUUCUCAGGUCGCUCUUCUCCUACCCUUGUGAAGACUCAGCACUCAGUCUGGGUUGCUUUUCGACUCUGUAUUUAUCUGGCUCACGAAUGACACGUUCGCGACCUUAAAGUGGGUCGGCCCCACUGCUGACGUCAAUGCUGAUCCACAUAAAAGGACGUCAACUACUGUCCUUGAGCUUGAACACCGACCAUCAUGUACUCAGUCAUUUUGUCCGUGCUCAAGAAAGGUGCAAGAGCACCAACCCGCGCGCUCUUGGGAGCAACACGAAACUCUAGUUCAGUGCAUAGCAACGAUCCAGUGAUUAUCGAAAGAGAGAAACAGAAGAGCCUGGCAAAAAGCAGAUACCAGACGUCCGCUCCUAUCGACAACGCGGAAGGAUGGAACGAGUUCCUCGCGACUCAUUCUGAAUUGGCGGUCAAGGCGGACCGUCAUACUGUGUCUUCCACGGCAGACCUUCAGGAGAAAACCGUGUUGCAUAUCUGUAGCGCCCGUCAAGAAGAUGGAGACUUUUCAGCUCAGGAUGCAAAGGCGGCACUUGGAGAGAAUGGCCGUUCUAUUGAUCGUGCGGGGAAGUAAAUAUGAAUUUGAAAGCACCAUAAAGCAUUAGACGUUUUGUACUUGUAAUCUGGGCCGCACAGGCCUUGCAAAUGACAAGAAGUU
Molecule: messenger RNA, 795 nt
Organism: Guyanagaster necrorhizus
Lineage: Eukaryota; Fungi; Basidiomycota; Agaricomycetes; Agaricales; Physalacriaceae
Exons: 4
Coding region: 328-711 (127 amino acids)
Source: RefSeq, a predicted model, not a curated record